Physella acuta is the source of this 3745-nucleotide messenger RNA. Its product is annotated as acylamino-acid-releasing enzyme. Lineage: Eukaryota; Metazoa; Mollusca; Gastropoda; Physidae. Gene Ontology annotation, biological process: proteolysis. Gene Ontology annotation, molecular function: serine-type endopeptidase activity. The record is from RefSeq and is a predicted model, not a curated record.
UUCUUAUUUACUACUAGAAAUCUAGAUCUAAUAUUUAAACACCUUGUUUAAAGCUAAAAUAGACAAAACCCAAUUUAAGCUGCAAGUUGGUUAUACUAUUUAUUACAAUAUCUGUAACCGUUGGCCAAAGGAGCUAACUAAAAUAGAUCUAGUUGAUAGAAACAAUUGUUGUUAAAGUUUUAUGAAACAAAAUUAAAAAGACUAAAUUAUCAACAAUAGAAAAAAAUUCAAACAAUAGACAGCUCUUUACUUCGGAGUUGGAUUAGAUUAAUUAAUAAUACAUUUUGCAGGAAAUGGAAAUGAUCUCUAAUUAUCGAGCUGUGACCAGCUUUCCAACACCAACAAAUGCUGAUUUAACAUUUCAAGAAAAUUUAGGAUCUGCUGUUCUCUACUCCUACUGGUCUCAACGUGAUUUAGAACGUACAGAAAAAACAACAUUACUUCGAACUCAUACAUUUGAUAUACAGUCUGGUAGAGUAAUUAGCUACACUGGUCCUCAAGAAAUAAAAAAUGAAUUGUGGAACAAAUUUUCACCAUCAGGCAAACUACGAGCAGUUGUUCGAAAUGAGAUAGAUCAAAAAAAGGAAGAUAAACAAUAUCUUGAGAUAUUUGACUGCUGCCGAAAACUUAAAACUAUUGACAUCUUAGCGGAAGAGAAACAUGGCAAAAUUGUCAACAAUGAUGGACAAUUUGGAAGUUUUGAAUGGUCAGCAUCAGAAAAGCAAAUAUUGUACUUAGCAGAGAAAAAGAAAGCUAAAACAAGUAAUUUUUUUGGAAACAAAGUAACAAAUACUAGUGAGAAACAAGGUAGUGACAUGUCUAAUACAGAUUCGGAUAAAAUUAGACAGGGUGAUGGGUUUGCUUACAUAGAAAAUUGGGGUGAACAGCUGACUGAACGUGUGUGCCCUGUUAUAUGUAUACUGGAUAUUGACAGUAUCUCUGUGAAAAUUAUUGAGAUUUUGCCCUUUCAGUCACCAGGACAGGUAAUUUGGGCACCACUGGACUCUGGUAUUGUAUUUUGUGCUUGGAAACAUGAACCUUACAAGCUGGGUCUAAAAUUUUGCUGUCAAAGAGAGUGUUAUUUGUAUUAUCAGGAUAUUGAGCAAGGAUCUGCUGAAGUUUUAAGUGAGAAGGACUAUGCUGUUCGUUUCCCCCGUUUUAGUCCAGAUAUGAGAAAAUUAAUUUAUCUUGAUGUACCUGUUGGAGGAGCUCACAAUCAAUGUGCAAGACUUAUCAUGAUUGAUUGGGCUACCCGAACUAGGAAAGUUGUUGUUGAUACAGUUGGAAAUGCCAUAGCUUCCAAGUUUCCAGGUAUAUAUACAUAUAACUUGGAAAGAUAUGUAUGGUUUAGUGAUAAUGUCCAUCUUGCAUUGUCCAGCAAUUGGAGAAGUGUAAAUGCUAUUUUAAUUGUGAACACAGACACUGGGGCCAUUCAGCAUAUCAGUAAUGGUAUAGACAAUGAAAGCAAAACAGCUCAAGUUGAUGGCUCAUUUGAAUUGUUAUGUGUCAAGAAGAAUGUGCUUGUGCUUGUUUAUUCAGCACUUAAUCUGCCAUUUCAUUUAGUGAUUGCCAAUGUAUCAGACCCAAGUAACAUUAAGAACAUUUUAUGGAUUUACCCAGAUGGCCCACAAGAAACUUUGGAUUGGUUGUCAUUUACCAUCCUAACCCAUAAACCAUCUAAGGAGAGAACACACCCAAAGUUUGAGUGUUUAGAUUAUGAAAGCAUCCUGUGUCUCCCUAAUAAAAGAGUUGAUGGAGAAUUACCUCCUUUGAUUGUAUUUUCACAUGGUGGACCCAACUCUGUGUUUGAUACGUCAUUUAACAUAAUCACAGCAUUCUUUUGUAAAUGUGGAUAUGCUGUUGUUAUGGUUAACUAUCGUGGCUCACUUGGAUUUGGACAAGACAGUAUCAACUCUCUAAUUGGCAACAUUGGCACUCAAGAUGUUCAAGAUGUCAAGCAAGCAUUAGAAGACGUUAUAGAAAAAGGAGUGUCAAGUAACCAGAAAAUCUUUAAAUUUGGUGGUUCCCAUGGUGGAUUUAUCACAACACACUUCAUUGGACAGUAUCCAAAUACAUUUAUGGCAGCUGCAUCUAGAAAUCCUGUUGUUAAUCUUACAUCUAUGUUGUCAGCUACAGACAUCAAUGAUUGGGUUUUAGUGCAGGCAGGCUUAGAGUUUAAACCCACAUCUGUUGCUGAUGAUAAAAUUCUUCCACAUCUGUGGAGCCUCUCACCUAUGUCAUACAUUGAUCAGGUUAGGACACCAAUACUACUCAUGAUAGGAGCAGAGGACCGACGAGUCCCUCCGUCUCAAGGCUUUGAGUACUAUAAAGCUCUUAAAUCACGAGGGAUUCCUGUCAGGUGUCUGGUUUACCCAGGUAACAAUCACAGCCUUACUAAUGUUGAUGCCGAAGCUGAUAGCUUGAUCAACACGGUGAUUUGGUUCAACACCUACCUCAGUUAGAUGGAUCUUUUUACAAUUCAUAUGAAUUGUAAUGGGUUGUUUUUUUCCAUUUUGCUAUAUGACUCUUUGUUUGUGAAAAACAAAAAUAAAUCAGUAUUUUAUUAACUAAUAUAUUAAUAUUAUUUAAUCAGAAAAAUGUAUUAAAAGGUGAGUUUAGAAACAACAUAACUACAAUGUUACUGCAUGAAAAUAUUAUGGUGAUCAAAUUAUUACACUGAGUAAAUUGUUAUAUGUGGAAAUAUUGACAGAGGGGGUGGGUGUCUUAAACUCUAAAUCUACCCCAAGGCUAAUCUAUCGGGUGUCAAUGCAACUGUGACUAAACCCGUGGUGGUAAACCCUAACCUUUAUCCAGAUACAAAAAUACAAGAUAAUCAACUAAAAAAAAACGUUAUUAAAGCAAAAAAACAAACAACAAAUUCACAACAAGCAAGCAGACCCGAUAACUAUAAAAUAAAACAACCAAACACAUACGAAACAAACCAACAAUUAACACUAAAACACCAGGUCAACUUGCACACACUCAGAUGUCUAGACGGACACAUUUUCGAUCGCUUUGAGAUAACGGGGAAAAAAGAAAGGUCAGUGGUCAGUCGUCUGUUUUAUGGACCUUGACCGGAAGUACAUUGACCACUAGCAUGCACACAAAGAUUGCCACACAAUAUAAAAUAAUCCUUCCACCCACUCAUGUGUGAUACAUUUUAGAUAAUUCUCUUUAAGUCUAAUUAGCAGAAACCUGUACAAUAGGUAGAACAUUUUCAAAUUCAGUUAAUAUGCUAUUCUAUUGUUACAACUGCAUAUGUAGAGCAUAGCUGGAGAUUGAAUUUGUGAAUAUUUUUAAUGCUCCAAAAAAUAAUCAAUUAGUGACAGAUUGAACCAGUUAAUUUAUGGAUUUUCUUUUUUGAAAUUCAAAAACCUAUUCCUAAGUUUUUCAAAUAAUUCGUAGUUAAGUAAUGUAUAACUUCUCAAUGCUAUCCUGCAUUUCCCUGUAUUUCACCUUCAACACAAAGUACCAAAGUAUUUUUUAAAAUAAAUUGUGUUUGAUAUUUUAUGCAUUUAUAACUAUUAUUUUCAUGUUAAAUUAUCAUUUAUAUAUUAUCUGUUUUUGUUAUACUUUGUAAGCUUAAAUUAUAAAACUAGACUUAAAGAAUCAAAAUGACUACCAUUGCCACUAAUUGAAAUUAAUAUUAGUAGAAACUGCACCUUAAUAGCCAGAUCUUUCCAUACUGUGGGAUAACUUGUCACCUUAUUUAUCUAUAUCUGAUGAAUAAAAAGAGUUUAUUUGA